Messenger RNA from Chanos chanos (milkfish), 2476 nucleotides. RefSeq names its product zinc finger protein 408 (gene znf408). Gene Ontology annotation, biological process: regulation of transcription by RNA polymerase II. Gene Ontology annotation, molecular function: RNA polymerase II cis-regulatory region sequence-specific DNA binding; protein binding; DNA-binding transcription activator activity, RNA polymerase II-specific. Gene Ontology annotation, cellular component: nucleus. Bases 20 to 2476 code for a protein of 818 amino acids. The record is from RefSeq and is a predicted model, not a curated record. NCBI's taxonomy places the organism in Eukaryota, Metazoa, Chordata, Actinopteri, Gonorynchiformes, Chanidae. The transcript has 5 exons.
CCGAAGAAACAUAGCCCUGAUGUCCGCAGGCAUUGAGAGAGAUUCCUCGGAGAACAUGAGGGACACUGCAUUUGGACACCAGUCUCUCCACAGUGUCCUGAAUGCCGUUCCCCGAGGUUUGACCCUGGGCCCCUCUCUGGCCAAAGAUGGACAGCUGGGACUGUGGUGUGUUGGCCGUGCACUACAGAAAGGGACCCUGUUAGGCCUAGACACAGCAGAGAAAGGCCAGGAUCCUGAGAGAUUGAAGGAGAUUUCCCCAAAAGAAAUAUGUCAAAAGGAGGCCGAGGGAGAACUGCUUGACCGGUUGUAUUGGGUGAGGUUUGCCUGUAACGCGCGGAGCGCUCAGGAACGGAACGUUAGUGUCUGUGAGGUGGAUGGAAAGUUGUGUCUGCAGGCUUGUCAGGACAUAAGCCCAGGAACGGAGCUUCUUACCUGGUCAGAGGACAAGGCCAGGUGCGCUGAAUCGGCGGAGCCAGACGAAAAGCCUUCGGAUACAACGGGAAAACCCCAAAAACAGGGCGCACCUCACAAAGCGCAGGAGGCACAGGGUGCAGACACAGUGGUUGCAGAGAAACCAGAGGAGAUGGCCAUAACACUUGUGGAAUCACUGGAGGAGUCUGAGGACAGAACCCCGGCGCAGGUUCAGAGAAACAGGCCCCGAAUUUUCCAAAUGAAAAGGAGACCUGGGCACAAACGCCAAACAACCUGUUCGUCUACGGGACCCAAACAGAACGGAGAGGACGAGGAUGGGGAUGGCGGGGAGAGGCAUGGACUUAAAGCGCUUUCUCAGCCUGCUGACUGUAAUAACACAGGGCUCACCCAAGCGGAAAGAGCAGUCCAGAAUGCAGAGAACACCCCUGAGCAAAAGGUCUCAGAAUUACCCGAGCAGCUUAGAGGAGCUCCGAGAGCCAGUUCUCGCCUGGCAGCUAAACCCAGGAAAGUCCACUCUUUGGCCAGCCGCAUCCACCGACGUCUGCAGCAGCCCAAGAGUCGAACCCAAGAGCAAGCGGGUCAGGAAAUGACCUCGUCGUCAGAGGUUACGAAUAGCGCCGAGACCGUCGCUACGGAAACAGGCUCGGCACUGAACGAGGGCACAAACUCAAAAGAGACCCAGAAACAGGAAUCAGCGGAACAGCGGAGGGCUCCAGAGGCCAGGCCGAGCGGCGAGACCUCUGACCUCCUGCACUUUAACACGCGAGAGAGGAGGUAUAAAUGUGACCAGUGCGACAAGAGUUUUUUUCAGCUGUGCCAUCUGAAGAAGCAUAAAUUCACCCAUGCACCCCUGAAGCCCUAUCGCUGUACCGAGUGUGGGAAGAGCUACAGCUCCCAGGAGAGUUAUCGCGCUCAUCUCCUGAUGCAUCGUGGGGAGAGACCCUACAAAUGCCAGCAAUGUGACAAGAGCUAUGGCCUGAAACGGGAUCUCAAAGAACACGAGGUUCUCCACACCGGCCAGAAACCCUUCGUCUGCGACGUGUGCGGCAAAGCCUUCGCCCGCCGACCGUCCUUACGCAUCCACAGGGAGAGCCACCGCAACAAAGAGGUCAACUACCAGCCGCCCAAAAUCAAGUGCCCGGAAUGUGACAAAGAACUGGCCAACACCGGCUCUCUUAGGAACCACAUGCGUCUGCACACAGGCGAGAGACCCUACGCCUGCCCCCACUGCGGCAAAUGCUUCCGCCAGCGGGGCAACCUGCAGGGCCACCUGCGCAUCCACACCGGAGAGAAACCCUACAAAUGCGACCACUGCGACCAGCACUUUUCCCAGGCUCCCGAGCUGCGGCGGCAUCUCAUCUCCCACACGGGGGAGGCUUACCUGUGCCCCGUGUGCGGGAAAGCCCUGCGAGACCCGCACACGCUCCGGGCGCACGAGCGCCUCCACACCGGGGACAGGCCCCACAAGUGCGAGGUGUGCGGGAAGGGCUACACCAUGGCGACCAAACUGCGACGGCACAUGAAGUCUCACCUGGACGAGAAGCCUUAUAAAUGCCAGGUGUGCGGGGCAGGGUACACGCUGAUGCAGAGCCUGCAGCGACACCUCCAGUCUCACAGCCACAAACCCGAAGACGCGGGGUCAGGGGUCGCGGACGCGGCCCACGCCGCACCCGUGAGAGGCAGGCCGAGGAAAAUGUGCGGUAAGGGGGCGGAGGCGGCAGACAAGAUGGAGGAGAUGGGACAGGCGGUGGUGUUUGUCCAGACCCUAAACGAGUUCGACGUGGUGCCUCACGCCGAAGAGGUGAUGGUCGGUUCCGGAACGUUCCACGGUGCCGCGGAAGAAGAGGAGGAGGAGGGGGAGGAGGAAGGGAGGUCCAAACGAAUAGAGCUGACAGAGGACAUUAUAGAAAUCAUCGUCUCCGACGGAAACGCCAAGUGCAUAUUCGUGCAAGAGCAGGAAGGACAGGGCAACGUGGUCAUUUUGCAGGGGGAGGACGGACUCCACUCUGUGGCUGAGACCAUAGAGAUAGAGACAGGAAUUUAA